Molecule: messenger RNA, 858 nt
Organism: Solanum lycopersicum (tomato)
Lineage: Eukaryota; Viridiplantae; Streptophyta; Magnoliopsida; Solanales; Solanaceae
Source: RefSeq, a predicted model, not a curated record
AUGGAUGUCAAAAAUGCUUUUCGCCAUGAUGACAUUAUCAUCAGAGGAAUUGAUUCUUCACUAAUCACUAGCCUCCAACAGAAGCUUAAAGAUUCUUUUCAUAUGAAAGAUCCUCUCAACCUCCAACAGAAGAUUAAAGAUUCUUUUCAUAUGAAAGAUCCUCUUACAUAUUUUUUGGGUUUGGAAGUUCAUAAUGUUGCUUCAGGCGUGUUUUUAAACCAAUACAAAUAUACUAAGGAUCUGAUUUCUUUGGCUGGUCUUCAAGAUUCCUGCUCCGUAGAUACUCCAUUGGAAUUGAAUGUGAAGUAUUUUCGUGAGAAAGUGCAACAAGUUAGUCAGUUUAUGCAAGCUCCCUGUCAUCUCCACUUUGUGCCUGUUCAUCACAUCAUUCAGUAUCUUUUAGGAACUUCUACUCGUGGAUUCUUCUUUUCAACUGAUUUUCCUAUUCGUCUUAAUGCUUUUAGUGAUUCUGGAUGGGCAGGAUGUCAUGAUACUCGUUGUUUAGUCACUGGAGGAGCAAAAUGUUUUGGAAAGGAUAAAGCAUGUUUGAAUGAAACAGAAGAGGUUAAUACUGCACAACACAAAAGGGAUCUUGAAGCUUACAAAGCUUGGAAGAAGGCUAACUCCAAUGCACGUGGAAUAAUAAGUUCUGUUAACUUGAUCCAUAAUGAUAGCAUCACAAAAUUUUCCAAUGUUGCACGUCAUGUUGAACUUGAAGAUGAGCACCUUGGUACUGUUAAGACUGCUCUUCUAAUGCCUUUGCGGCAAAGUCAAGUGGUACAAAAUCUUCAGGUUUCAAAUGCAAGAAAACUGGAAAAGAAAUGGGAAAGACAAAGACACUGGAGAAGGACCCUCUAA